AGUGAGAUGUUUGACCGUUGUGCUCUCCGGCAGAAGAAGAACCGCGAGGAUCUGUGAGUGAGAGUUCAAGUGAUCAAGGCGUUUGCGUAGAAGGUACUCGGACCUGUUCAAGGAACUGAUUCGCUGAUGAACUAUUGUUAUACGCGUGGACAAGAAUCUACGCAAAGUGCGUGUGUGUACAGUACAGCAGUACUCGGAGGAGACAACUCGGGUGAGGUGUUGUCGGCAUGCGUGUUUGGCGGCGAAUUGAUUGAUUAAGUGUGUUGGCGGUGUACGCUACUUCGCGCGAAACAAAACGCGCACACACAUCAGAAGGAAAAGAGUUCGGAAUUUUGUUUUUGAUCUGCGCGGCAGUUCACCUUACGGAAAAGAAGGUGAAAGAAAGUGAGGCGCGCGUACUGGGGAAGAAGAAGAAGAGGGUUGAUAAAGCAAGGAAAAAAAAGAGCGCGAAUAAAAAUAUAUGAUGAUGAAAGUACGGAAAAUGGUGUGGUAAUUGAAAAUUAACGUGACCACAACGUGACGGCUGUGCUGAUCCCGCUGGGGGUACCUUCCGAGGAAGAAAGUGUAAUGAGUGGUGUUCUGUGUUGAAGGUGCCGAGUUCAGCAGGUAGAUGCGAGCAAGCGGAGCGGAAUGUUGAUCACGGUGUACAGCAGCCCGGUCGGAAUGUGAUCGGUAUGCCGCAGCAGCAAGAAGCAGUGAAGAAUAGAUCACCGCGGGCUUCGCUGAGAAAGUGUACGGGAAAGGGCAUAACACAAACCUUAAAACAACGGCAACGACGACAGAGAGCGACAUCAAAGCAAUUGCAUGGCCAAGUACAGCAAAAGUAGCAGUCGUCGUAGCAGCAGUAGUAGCAGUCGUACCAGCGAAAGUAAAGUCGAUCGGAUCAAAGUGAAUUACGCUGGUGGUGUGUUGUGGAAAAUUAAAAGCUGUACCAGCAGCAGCAGCAGCCGUUCGCAGUAGAUCAAAGGAAAAACUCGCGUGGCCGGUGCCCGAGUUCAAACGGUUUUGUUGUUUGCGCGCGCAAAAAUAUUGUUGUUGUUGUGGUCGUGAGGGAGGUUGAGAAGCGCGAUGGGUGGAGUGACGAAGCUGGUGAAGGUGAAGCAGGGGCAGUGUUUUGGUUUGUUGGAUGCAUCAGCGCAGAACCUGCAGAUGGCGAGGAGGUCGUCGAUUGGGCGAAGAGGCGAUGUGAACACGGCGACAACGAGGACAGUUGAAGUGACCCUGGCGGCGUGUUUGUGGCUGCUGUUGGCGGCCCUCUGUGUCGUGCCAACGAGCCGGGCGGCGGCAGUUCCGGUAACACCCGCCCCCGGCAACCGUCCCCGAAUGGGCAACAUCUCCAUCGAGAGCAACUCGAUCCAGCGGCUGGUGGGCAGUGAAAGUGAGCCGUUGGCUGCGACGGCGUUGCCAGCGGCGCCAGCAGGCGCCAACAAUGGAAACAAUCAGCAACCUCCGGUGGUGACGGCGUCGGCCGGUUCCGUGCAGAAGGAGUUGAAGCGGGUAUUUCUGUCCAACCGGACAGUGACCUGUAAUGACGGGUCCCAGGCUGGGUUCUAUCUGAGGAAGUCACCGGGCUCGAGACGGUGGGUGGUGUUCUUCGAAGGAGGAUGGCACUGCUACGAUCACAAGUCGUGCCGGGCCAGGUGGCUCAAGCUGCGACAUCUGAUGACGUCGGCGCAGUGGCCGGAAACUAGAGAUGUUGGUGGUCUGCUGUCCCCGUUGCCUCAGGAGAAUCCCUACUGGUACAACGCCAACCACGUGUUCGUCCCGUACUGCAGCAGUGACUCGUGGAGCGGAACCAAAAUCAAGCCGGACACCCGCGACGGGCUGCGCUUCAUGGGAUCGCUGAUCGUGCGCCAAGUGGUGGCCGAUCUGAUCCCACUCGGCCUGGGACACUCGCAGGGCGCUGACCUGCUCAUGGCCGGAUCAUCUGCCGGUGGACUGGGCGUGAUGCUGAACUUGGACAAGGUGCGCAGCUUUCUGCAGUACGAAAAGGGACUGAAAGUGAGCGUCCGUGGCGUUAGCGACUCCGGCUGGUUCCUCGAUCGGGAACCGUACACGCCAGGAGCGGUUGCCGCGUCGGAGGCAGUUCGCCAGGGCUGGAAGUUGUGGGACGGCGCCCUUCCCGAGGCGUGCGUUGCCGAACAUGUGAAGGAGCCGUGGCGGUGCUACUUCGGGCAUCGACUGUACAAUACACUGAAAUCUCCCCUGUUCGUGUUCCAGUGGCUCUUUGACGAGGCUCAGAUGCGUGCGGAUCACGUUGGCGCUCCGGUGACGCCCCAGCAGUGGGACUACAUUCACGACAUGGGCGGAGCACUGCGAGAAUCACUUAACAACGUCACAGCGGUGUUCGCUCCGUCCUGCAUCGGCCACUCGGUUCUGACGAAGCGCGACUGGCUGAGCAUCAAAAUCGACGACAUCAGCCUGGCGGAUGCGCUGCGGUGCUGGGAACAGUCGGACGUACGGGAACGGCAGGUUCAGCGGAGACAGUCGAACCGGAAUGCGAAUCCGCAAAAGUUGAGGAGAAAACACAACGGAGGUCGGAGGAAGCAAAAUCCCGGUGCUGGAGCAGAUGGCCAGGGUGAACAGGUGGCGAAACCAAAGCUGACCAAAGAGGAGCGAGAACGACGUCGGGAGGAACGUCGCCAGCGGCAGAACCAGCGACGGCUGAAUCGGCUAAACAAAAACAACGGCGGUGCCCGCAAUCACACCCGGCAUCAGCAAAAACACGAAGAAUCUUCUUUAUCAACGAAAGUUCCUAGACUUGAGCGUUCGCCAAAUAGCACCGGAAACAGCAGCAGCAGCAGCAGUACAAACCCAAACAAGCCGCUGGUCAACCAAAACGGUGGCCACCAUCGGCUGCGGAAUCAGAACAAGAAACGCCUCAACCACAAAAAUCGCAACCGCAAGAACAUGAACAAUCGGAAGAACCAACAGAGGCAGCAGCAGCAGCAGCAGGGAGGAGGCUCGUUCGCCGCUGCCUGGGAAAUCCAGGAACCAAAGAAAUGCUCGCUGAGGCUGCUGGAGCGGUGCAGCUGGCCCCAGUGCAACCACUCGUGUCCGACGCUGACGAACCCGCUGACCGGCGAGGAGAUGAAGUUCCUCGAGCUGUUGGCCUCCUUCGGGCUGGACAUGGACGCGGUCGCGACGGCGCUCGGCGUCGACAUGCAAACGCUCAACAACAUGGACCACGCGGAGCUGGUCAAUCUGCUGACGCAGCAGGUCACGUAGCUGGAGUAGGCAGCCCGUGUGGGUGUGGGUGAAUAUGCGAGCAAGUUUUGUAAAUACUUGAACAAACUAUAGUUAGGAGAUAUAAUUUAUUUUUUUAACGCUAGCCUAAUAUUUGAACAAGUUCAAAUGAGUAACGGUAAUUGAGCAAGAUGUAUUUCUAAAUGUUUCUAAAUUAGGGGCGCUCUGCCCCCAUCCUUUAUUCGAUUCGGUCCAGUUUUGUUUAGAAAUGCAGCUCACCUUUCUUUGAGAUUAACUUUCUAUAGAGCGCGCGCGUGUUUGUUAGGAGUGUGAAGCAGUGCGAGAGGGGCUACGAUACAAACCACACCAGACUGAAUCAAAUGUUUAAUUUAUUUAUUUUCUGAUAUUAUUAGUGACGUGUAAAUUAUGGAAAAGUUAUUUUUAAACUACAUGAAUAGCGACAUUGUCCCAGUACUUAGCGUAGCGAAAGUUGGCUCUAUUUAAGAGACAUGUUUGUAAGAUACUAGCGGUUGAUUUAGGCAGUAGUCGUAUUUAUUUGCUUGCGAACAAAUUAGCCCUGUAAAUAGCUAGCCGUUAAGGAACCAUCAAAUGACUACCUCACCGAUAACUAGCAUUACAACAACAAAAAUCAGCCUGUUUUGGAGCGUUCGAAUAGCAAUUGGUUAAUUGGAAGCAACAAACAACUGCAACGAAUCAUAUUUUGUACCUGCAAUUAGUCAUAGAUGUAGAGCCUAAAGUGUAGCAAAAACUAUAUUUUUUCACUCCAAACUAUCACCAAUAAA
This is a messenger RNA of Culex quinquefasciatus (southern house mosquito), 3989 nucleotides long. It is a transcript of the gene Notum, whose product is annotated as palmitoleoyl-protein carboxylesterase NOTUM. The transcript has 5 exons. Bases 1069 to 3228 code for a protein of 719 amino acids. The record is from RefSeq and is a predicted model, not a curated record. NCBI's taxonomy places the organism in Eukaryota, Metazoa, Arthropoda, Insecta, Diptera, Culicidae. Gene Ontology annotation, molecular function: hydrolase activity.